AUGGACGACUCGACAUCGAUGAGCAAUUUCGUUCUAUCACCAUUUGCCUCCUAUCUCACUGAUAUUCAACAAGCUUUGACAUGGUCAAUGUUAAGUUUUCUCAUAUUUGGCAAUAUCGGCAAUCUGCUGAAUUGCUUCGUAUUCCUUCAAAGGCCACUUCGAUCGAAUCCUUGUUCGCAUUAUUUAUUUGUUUCAUCGAUUACUAAUAGUAUCGCAUUGUCCUUUACUAUUCCGACGGGCAUCUAUGCAAUGGAACAGAUGGAUCUCACGUCGUACUCAUUAAUCUAUUGUAAAUUCCGUCUCUAUAUUUACCACUCAUUAUUGAUGAUUUCGCGUUAUUUGAUUAUCUUGGCAUGCUUCGAUCGAGCUUGUUUAUCUUCACGACGUCCAGCGAUUAGAAAUUUAAGUCAUAUACGUUUCGCUCGAAUUCUCAGCGUGUUUACAAUCGUCUUUUGGUUCAUAGGAGCUGCCCACUUGCCACUUGUGGUAGACAUUCAAUUUGGAGAUUGUAUACUACCUGGUGUAUAUCCUCUUAUUUUCAGCAUCUAUGCCGUUAUUUUUGCUGGUAUUAUUCCACCAGUUGCAAUGACUAUAUUCAGUGCAUUUACAUUGCGGAAUUUACAUUCAGUUCAUGUUCGUAUUCAUUCAAGAAGUGCGCCAACGAAUGCUGUCAUGCGUCAGCGUGACAUUCAUUUAACCCGAAUGUUAACAGCACAGGUGAUCAUAUAUGUUUUAACCACAACACCAUAUCCACUAAAUACGUUAUAUGCAGCGAUUACACUUUCGACAACCAAGGGCUCUGACCGACAAGCUAUUGAAGGAUUUAUCUAUUUUGUUACAAGUACAUUCCUUUUAUUUAUCAAUCCAUCGGCAACAUUCUAUAUUUAUUUUACAACAUCGAAAGCGUUUCGAACAGAAUUACAAGCUGCUUGCAAACGUCUGUGGCUGAACAUUCUACGGAAACCACAGAAUCAAUCAUCUGUAAGAAAUAUCUCAUCAAAUGUUCAGCCACAAGCGAAUCCUAGACAAACUAGAUAA
Adineta ricciae is the source of this 1038-nucleotide messenger RNA. The record is from the annotation of a GenBank genome assembly. Lineage: Eukaryota; Metazoa; Rotifera; Eurotatoria; Adinetida; Adinetidae.